AUGUAACCACAACAGAGAAUGGGAACAGCAGCCAUGCGAGUGCCAACUCGAAUGACUACAGCUAUGAGAGUACAUUUCAUUCACUAUUUCAAUAGAAUGAUCCAAAUUUCUAAUCAGUAGCAAAUACAACCAAUUUAAAAUUCGUGGAGAGACCUGUUACAUAACAUGGAAUUAUUGGAGUCAAACCUACGACUGCUGGGCCUGGCAGAUAAAUCUAAGAUAAAUCAUAUUAUCUAAAUCAAUUGAGAGAGAAGCAGAAGGAAAUAUUUAAUGAGAUUGAAAGAUUCAAAAAAUAAUAGGAGGAAAUUUAAAAAGCCAAUACACUUUAUGUUUAAUUCGAAAGAAGGUAUUAUUUCUCUUAAAGUCAUAGACAUGAAGAAUUAACAAAGGAAGUCAGAGAUCUAGAAGGCUAAUUGGCUGAUUAUAAUUUAGCAUUCGAUAAAUGGAGAGCCAAUACCAGACCAGAAGAUAUCAAAAAUAUAUACGAAAGAAUCAAAGUUUACUUAUAGAUUUAUUUUAGAUUUAAAAUGAGAGGCAAAGAUCUCAAUUAGAUGACAUCUUCAUUGAAAGAAGAGGUUAGGAAGAUUCAAUUAAUUAAAUUGAAAAUAGAUUAAAUGAACUCCAAUCUUUGGCUGAUAUGAAAUUAUAAGAAUUGGAUCCAGAACAAAGAAAUGAAUAUAUGAGUUUGAUUAAUGAAAACAAAUCCCUUUAAUAAGAAAUUAACAAUCAAAAAGGAGAAUUAGAAGAAUUAAAUGCCAGAAUGCAGAAUGCAGAUAAUAGAUUGAGAAUGGAUGCUUAGAAAUUAAAGGGUCAGAUGUUAAAAGAGUAAAUCAAUGAAAUGGACUCUAAAAAAAAUGACUUAGAAGUCCAAUUGAAUGAAGCCAAUCUAACAUUCCCAGAAGCCAGAGAUAGAUUGUUAAAUAAAAUUAAAGAUGAUAAUGCUUUUAUCUAAAACUCGGAGAAAAGAGUCAGAGAAAUUAGAAGAAAUAUAGAGAAUUAUGAAAAACGAUUGAGAGAAUUACAAACUGAAUUGGAAGACAAGAAGUCAUAAGAAUAAGACAAAUAGAAAUAUGAAAUACUAUAUUAAAGAGAUCAAGAAAUGACUGAUUACAUCAAUAAUUUUGAUAAAACAAGAUAAUAGGAAUUAGAAAAAGUGAAUGCUGUAGAAUAGGCUAUUGUAGAAUUACUAGGGUAAUCUUCAAGAAUUGUAUAAGAUAUUAAGACUAUACCCUCAUUAACAGAUUAUGCUGGUCUAUCUGCUGAAGUGGAUUACAAAGAUAAUUAAGUCAAAGAUUCUGAAAUGACACUCAAAAAACUCUAAGGAGUCUAUGAAUAGACAGUCCAAGAUUUAAAAAAAAUUGAAAGAGCUGAAGAACAAUUACCUAUUGAAUUACAAUAAUACAAACAGAAAUGUAAGUAGAUGUAGGAUGAAAUCGAUACUAAAUUUAAUAAAAUUGAUGAAUAUAAGGUUAAAGCUCAGGAUAAAAAACUUAAACUGGAAAAUCAAAAGAAAGACUUACUCAAACUUAAAGAUGAUUUUACUGCAUAAGUAAAUUUAAACUUCAUAUUUCUAGAGUCAAAAUAUGAAACAUGAAUUUGAUGUCAAAGAAAAGAAAUACACAAUGCAUGAAUAAUACAAUACUUUGGCUGAUUUAGAAAAAAAAGUGUCUUAAUUAGAAUCUUAAGCCAAUACUUUCUAGAUGUUUAUUGAAACCAAAUCCAAAGAUAUGAAUUUCGAAUAGUUAAAGAAAGAAUGCAUGGAUCUAAUGGAUAAAAUUAAUAAAGUCUUGUGCAAGACUUGAAAGUAAUUAUAAAUUAUGG
Molecule: messenger RNA, 1821 nt
Organism: Paramecium octaurelia
Lineage: Eukaryota; Ciliophora; Oligohymenophorea; Peniculida; Parameciidae
Source: the annotation of a GenBank genome assembly